Molecule: messenger RNA, 205 nt
Organism: Scutellospora calospora
Lineage: Eukaryota; Fungi; Glomeromycota; Glomeromycetes; Diversisporales; Gigasporaceae
Source: the annotation of a GenBank genome assembly
AUAUAUCCCCGUUGGAUUACUUGAGGUCUUGCCACAACGUAUAAAUGAGCGCCCUCCGUUCUUCCGUGGGAGGGAUGAAUUAGAAACUUUAUUGGCUAGUGGAAAUAGUAACGAUUGGGUAAAACUCAGUGAGAUGUUUUUAGGUCCAGCACAUGAAAGUUUUAAAUUUGUACCAAAACACGCCUCAAAUUCUUAUGAAGGAUAG